GGAGCUGCUGCUGACAGGCAGGGAGGGGAAGGGAAGCCGGGCUGGUCCUCUUGUCCGCCUUCUUCUUGAGGAGGACGCUCACCUGGCCAGGACUGUGUUCGUAGCUGACUCUGAAUGGAUCCUGCAAUUUCUGCUACGGCUCUGGCGCUGGGAGGCCCCUCACCCUGGCACUUUGCACUGCUAGGGAUUCUGCUAGCAGUUUUUACGGCAGCUUACAAACUCGGAUUAAUCUACCAGCUUCGGCAUCAGGUGAACACCCAGAGCCCUCGGCAUGGUGGAGAGAGCGUGGCGGAAGUGCUGAAAGCCCAUGGAGUCCACCACAUCUUCACGCUGGUGGGAGGACACAUCUCUCCCAUCCUGGUGGCCAGUGAGAAGUUGGGCAUUCGUGUGGUGGACACGAGGCAUGAGGCGACAGCCGUGUUUGCGGCAGAUGCGAUGGCUAGGCUCUCAGGGAGAGUGGGAGUCGCGGCAGUGACAGCAGGACCGGGAGUGACGAACACCGUGACAGCCAUGAAGAACGCCCAGAUGGCAGAGUCUCCUGUGCUGUUGAUCGGCGGGGCAGCUGCCACACUGCAGAAGGGACAAGGCGCUCUCCAGGAUAUCGACCAGCUGUCUCUCUUUAAGCCACUCUGCAAAUUCUGUGCUACGGUGAAGACCGUGCGGGAGAUCAUCCCUGUGCUGAGGGAGGCCAUUGCCGUCGCUCAGAGCGACACGCCAGGCCCUGUCUUUGUGGAGUUCCCUUUGGACGUCUUGUACCCCUAUCAUCUGGUCAAGAAGGAGAUUUUGAAAGCGGAGGCUCCCAAGGGCUUGGUGGGAAAACUUGUGAACUGGUAUCUGCAAAACUACCUGGCGAACCUGUUUUCUGGGGCUUGGGAGGUGAGGGACAUUUCACCUCUGGCCGUAAGGAUGCCACGUGCCACAAAGGGACAGGUGCAGCAGUGUGUGGAGCUUAUCAGCCGAGCCAAGAAGCCCGUCAUCCUCCUCGGCAGCCAGGUGACUUUGCCUCCAACGCCUGUAGAGGAACUCAGAGCUGCUCUAGAAGAGCUGGGGAUUCCGUGCUUCUUGGGCGGCAUGGCCCGCGGCAUGCUGGGAAAGAAUAGCCCCCUGCACAUCCGUCAGAAUCGCAAAGAGGCACUCAAGGAGGCAGAUGUGGUCAUCCUCGCAGGGACUGUCUGCGAUUUCCGCCUCUCUUUUGGGCGUGUCCUGAGCAGGCGUAGCAAAGUCAUUGCUGUCAACAGAGACCGGGCGCAGCUGCUGAAGAACUCACAUUUGUUCUGGAAACCCCACUUGGCCAUUAGAGGGGAUGCGGGCUCCUUCCUGGUGCAGUUGAACAAAGGGCUGAAGGGAUACUCCUGCCCUCAGGAGUGGGUACAGGGCCUGAAGGAGAUGGAUCGGGUGAAGGAGAAAAUAAACAGUGAGAAGGCAGAGGAGCCGGUGGAGCGAUACCUCAACCCCCUGAAGCUGCUGCAUCACGUGGAUCGCUUGCUGCCGGAAGACAGCCUGCUGGUGGUGGAUGGGGGAGACUUCGUGGGGAGCGCUGCCUACAUUGUACAGCCCACUCGUCCUCUGGCUUGGCUGGAUCCAGGAGCUUUCGGGACCUUAGGAGUUGGUGGAGGCUUUGCCUUGGGGGCCAAACUCUGCAGACCAGAAUCUGAGGUCUGGAUUCUUUACGGAGACGGCUCUCUUGGGUUCAGCGUAAUGGAAUUUGACACCUUCGUGCGGCAUAAGACGCCCGUCAUCGCCCUGGUGGGGAACGACGCCUGCUGGAGCCAGAUCUCUCGAGAGCAAGUCCCAAUGUUGGGCAGCAACGUAGCCUGCAGCUUGGAUUAUCUGGAUUACCACACGGUGGCCGAAGGCUUAGGUGGAAAAGGCUUCCUCCUCUCCCACAAGAACGAAGAGCACAUGGACGAGGUCAUCCGGGCCGCGCAGUCCGAGUGCAGGAGGGGACGGCCUACCCUCAUCAACGCCCUCAUCGGCAAGACAACCUUCCGCAACGGAUCCAUCGCCGUGUAGGUUAAGCCGGGCCCACAGAAUGUGAGGAGCCAAUCGGACGGCAGAGCUUCUGCCAUGGAGACAACACACCACCAGAUGGCUCCCCGGGAAGCAGGUGGGCCGACAGGACGGCCCGGCCUUUGGGUUGGUGCCCAGGGCUGCCUUGCCUCAGCAGUUCCUCCCCUGGUCUUUUCCUGCAAGCUUCAGUCUGCAUUAACUUUCUUGUCCCUUCGGUCUCGCUGAAGCUUUUGCGGGCGGCCUGCCCCCUGGGUAUUGUCCAAGGCAGUCGUAGAACUAACCCGUUUCUUGAGGAGCUGUGGGGGUGGAUCUACUUGGGGGGCAGUUCCCUUCCACCCCUCAACCCAGCAACUCUCCCGGAGAAGGCGGUGACGCUCCCCAGCCUGCCUGCCAGUUACGGACGUGCUCACCUGAGCACUUGGCGCUGAGAGGACCACCAUGGUAGGUAAAGCUUGGUUCAAAAGGGUACAAAAUAAAUCCGAGCUGUUGAA
This is a messenger RNA of Heteronotia binoei (common prickly gecko), 2501 nucleotides long. It is a transcript of the gene ILVBL, whose product is annotated as ilvB acetolactate synthase like. Gene Ontology annotation, molecular function: thiamine pyrophosphate binding; acetolactate synthase activity; flavin adenine dinucleotide binding. Bases 115 to 2013 code for a protein of 632 amino acids. Gene Ontology annotation, biological process: L-valine biosynthetic process. Gene Ontology annotation, cellular component: acetolactate synthase complex. The record is from RefSeq and is a predicted model, not a curated record. Lineage: Eukaryota; Metazoa; Chordata; Lepidosauria; Squamata; Gekkonidae. The transcript has 16 exons.